UUCUCAGCUGCCUGCCUUUUCAUUGUUGAAGCCUGUCCUCUGUGAAAGAAAUCACUGCCCUCGUGUAAUUGAAGCUCAAAAGCUAGUGCUCCUCUUCGGUUUAUAUCUCAUUGCCUUUGGAAGGGGAGGUGUUGGCUCGUCUCUGCUGCCCUUAGGUGCAGACCAAUUUGAGAAUAGAAAUUCAGCUGAAAUAGAAAAGAAAAAGUCCUUCAAUUGGUUUUAUUUCUCUGUCAACAUUGGUGCUCUUAUUUCAAGCACAAGUUUAGUUUGGGUUGAAGAGAAUGUUGAUUGGGCACUUGGAUUUGGAAUUUCUACAUUCUUCAUGGCCCUAGCAAUAGGAACCUUUCUAUAUGGGACACCAAUUUAUAGGAUACAAAGACCAGGUGGGAGUCCCCUAAAAAGAAUUCUCCAAGUUCUGGUUGCAGCUCUGAGAAAAGCAAACAUAGAAGUCCCCAUUGAUAACAGUCUCCUACAUGAGGUCCCAUUUAAGAACUCGAUUGCCAAGGAAAGCUGGAAAUUAGUUUAUACUAAUGACUUCAGAUUUUUGGACAAAGCUGCUACAAUGUCAGAAUCAGAUGCAAAUAGUACUGAUUCUCCAAGUCCUUGGAGACUCUGCAGUGUGUCUCAGGUGGAGGAGCUAAAGAUUCUUCUCCGUUUACUCCCAAUUUGGGCGGGUGGCGUUGUAUAUUCAGUUUCUUAUGCCCAAAUGAGCACCACAUUCAUUGAACAAGGCAGCACAAUGGAAACAAAGAUUGGAGGCUUCUCAUUCCCACCUGCCUCUCUCUUUGCCUUUGAAGUCCUUAUUGUCAUCUUAUGGGUUUUUAUCUAUGACACACUUCUUGUUAACAUUGGGAAGAAAUUUAUAUCAAAUGGACAAGGACUUUCAGAGCUACAAAGAAUGGGAGUUGGUCAUCUACUGAUGAUCUUAGCCAUGUCAACAGCUGCAUUGGUGGAAGAAAAAAGGUUGGAAUAUCUAAGGUAUGGCAAAACCAUGAGCAUAGCAUGGCAGCUUCCACAAUAUUUUAUUUUUGGUGUUUCAGAGGUCUUCAUUUAUGUUGGACAGCUCGAGUUCUUUAAUGGUCAGGCACCUAACACCAUGAAAAGUACAUGUAAUGCAUUUUCCUUGCUUACAAUAUCUGGAGGCAAUUACUUGAGUUCUCUUGCUAUUACAUUAGUCACUUCGGUUACUACACAAGGAGGAAGGGCAGGCUGGAUACCUGCUAACUUGAAUGAAGGGCACCUUGAUUAUUUCUUUUGGGUUUUGGCAGGAUUAAACACUCUCAAUUUUGUCAGUCACCUUAUCUGGGCAAGAAGAUACAAGCCUAAAAACAUAGUUUUUGAAGAGAAUUUUGAAGCUUGCUGAAGAUCUACAUGCCAAGAUGUUCGUGUUCAAGAAAAGAUUUACCAAUUUGAAGGUAAUUAUGAUUGAAUCACUAACUUUAGUUUGACAGAGACUUAGAAACGAGUUAAAUUCUCUCUAGUAGGAGUUUCUUAAAGAUUAAACAUAGGUUAACCUUAUCCCAAGUUCCCAACUAUUUUGGAUUAGCUACAUGAAUGAACUCUUCUUUGCAUUCCUCUAACCAAGGCCUCCCAUUUCUUAAACAAUAGGUCAUCAAGUCUUCUCUCACUACUUCAAAGUUUAAACUAUGUAAUUUUUAGUAUUUCAUUUGUACAAUAGUACUUCUAAAGAGUUCAGCUUACCAAAUGAUGGUAAGGGAGAUGUCUAGAAACAUGAAUCUAGCAUUUAUCUGGCAUGCAAACCGGGAUUCAAUGAAAAUAAGGCUCUGUUUUUUUGGCAAUGCAAAUGAAAAUUGCAAUGGUGUAAAACUUUGAAAAUAGGCUGAGCGUCUGGUUUACUUU
Nelumbo nucifera (sacred lotus) is the source of this 1860-nucleotide messenger RNA. NCBI's taxonomy places the organism in Eukaryota, Viridiplantae, Streptophyta, Magnoliopsida, Proteales, Nelumbonaceae. The record is from RefSeq and is a predicted model, not a curated record.